Messenger RNA from Paramacrobiotus metropolitanus, 1603 nucleotides. RefSeq lists its product as uncharacterized. Bases 462 to 1385 code for a protein of 307 amino acids. The transcript is spliced from 4 exons. Lineage: Eukaryota; Metazoa; Tardigrada; Eutardigrada; Parachela; Macrobiotidae. The record is from RefSeq and is a predicted model, not a curated record.
CUGAAGUUUGAUUUCUUGAAACUGUGCAGUUUGUUCUUUCUCGACAACUGCCGCUCGAAUCUUCAAGCUACCGGUAGUGCGAGUCGGGCCUGUGCGACAAUAACAAACUCUUCUUGCUAAGUACUUACAACCAUAGUACCAGUGAAGGCGCAAUGGUGCUAGGACAAUACGAGAUGGACCGAUAUGGUGAGCAGUCGUGUUGUACCAUAGCAGCUUGUAUGAAGCUUGUAAUUAUUGCUCGUUUUCCCGGAUUCCCUACCUUUAGAUCACUUAAGUGUCAAAACGCAUCGUUUUGUUAUUGUUAUUAGCGCUUACUGUUAAUAAGUUUUCGGAAUAAUAAAAAACCAAGUAUUUUAUCGCUGUUUUAACAGCGUUUCCUAUUUACACAUAAGGCAGGCGUUUGAAAUUUGACUACGGUUUACCGUUUACGGCUGAAAACUGAUUCAGCCCUUUACUGCAAUAUGGAACCCAUGGACAUCGAUGCGAACAUAGAAACAAGCCGUAACCAACAAGGAAGUGGAAGCCUUCAGCAGACUGUAGAUGGCCAGUCUAUCGGACAACCACAAGCAGUAAAGCUGCAAGACAUCGAGUUGAUAACCAUCACCGGAAAACAAUGCGGAAUCCCGCAGUCCAUUCCGUCGCCUGUGGUGUUUGUGGAUGCCGUCUCAAAGGCCGGCUGGAGUCUCCGUUCGGACCAUAACCAGUCGGUUUCGGAAGUCUAUCGUGUCGUUAAAGAUCUGCAUACUCAGCAGAAAUUUACAGAGUUGACGUUAAUCUAUAUUUCCAAACUGCAGCUGAUCGUUGUCUGUGGUAAAGAGCCCGUGGAAGAGAGCGCGGAAAUGCAACCAGGAGAGUCGACAGCGGAAUUUGUGGUGAUGACGAGAUUUAUCUCGGAGGAGGAACAGCAGAAAAUGUUCAUCUAUGUGGUCCCGGGAAGCUUUGCGCUGGGCACGAUUACCGGCACAAUGCGGUUCAUCUUGGACGACGAAUUGCAGACUGUCUCAAAAGUGUUGAAUGAGCAUUAUCAGAUUCAGCCAAAACCUGGAUGGACGCUGGCUGUUACCGACUGCGAUCAAGUAUGCUAUUACGUGGAGCGGAUGUUGACGUUGGACCAACUAAAGCCGCAGCCAAACCGCGACCGAGACGAAGAGCUUUGCGAAUUCUUCGGAAUUAAUCGCGCCAUCAAUGCCCGUCGGCAGGAUCGCCUGCGAGUCCAACAGGAGAAGCGUGAACAGCGAAAACAACAAGAAACUCAACAAAACACAGAUCUGGUGCCGGGAGCGGCGGAUGAAGAUGAAGAUUGGGAGAACGAUGCAUUAUCACAGAGCGAUGAUUCUGUUGGAAAUUUCGAUGAGCCUGAUGAGUACGACAUACUGGACCAGUAGAAAUUGCAAAAAUCGAUAUAAUAAAUGCCGCUGGUUUUAUUAUGACGCUUUUAGUUCUGAGUUUGAGACAGUGUCACAUUUGAAUUCUUUUCAGUAUAAUAAUCGCUUUAUGUUCUUCGUUAGUUAGCCCGAGAAACGUAAUGACACUCCAUGACAGGUUGUUUGGUUCUUUCGGAUUUUAGUUAAAAAGAAAACUAACUUUCGGAUGGCUCUUUGAC